CUUGUGGUUCUCAUCCACCUCACUAAACAAAAAAAAAACGAAAAUAGAAUACGUUCCAUUUGCGCUAUUCCACUGGCCGUUUUAUGCCUGAUUGCUGCCGCUAAGGUAUGCAACGGAUUCCCACAGGAGCUGGCGGAUGAAAUCCACUCGUACGCUAAUAGUCUGUUCGACGAGCUACCGGAGGAAUCAUACAAGGCUGCUGAGGAAAACUACCGUCUAAAGCGAGCAACCUGCGACCUGUUGAGUGGAUUUGGUGUUGGUGAUAGUGCCUGUGCCGCUCAUUGCAUUGCUCGCGGAAAUCGUGGUGGCUACUGCAACUCGAAGAAGGUUUGCGUUUGCAGAAACUGAUCUAUUUGAUUGGAUGGUAGUAAUCUAAGAGAUGAAACAAUGUUCCUAUGCUUGAAACCAAUGAAUGUUUGAGCAAAAGUGUAAAUAAAGUAAUCGUUCACUAUAA
Molecule: messenger RNA, 454 nt
Organism: Wyeomyia smithii (pitcher-plant mosquito)
Lineage: Eukaryota; Metazoa; Arthropoda; Insecta; Diptera; Culicidae
Product: defensin-C-like
Exons: 2
Biological process (GO): defense response to bacterium; humoral immune response
Source: RefSeq, a predicted model, not a curated record